This is a messenger RNA of Colletotrichum godetiae, 2190 nucleotides long. Its product is annotated as kinase-like domain-containing protein. Gene Ontology annotation, molecular function: ATP binding; protein serine/threonine kinase activity. The record is from RefSeq and is a predicted model, not a curated record. Gene Ontology annotation, cellular component: cytoplasm. Bases 466 to 2091 code for a protein of 541 amino acids. Gene Ontology annotation, biological process: protein phosphorylation; intracellular signal transduction. NCBI's taxonomy places the organism in Eukaryota, Fungi, Ascomycota, Sordariomycetes, Glomerellales, Glomerellaceae. The transcript is spliced from 3 exons.
GUUUUGCAUUUGGAUUCCUAACGGAGGUGGUAAGGGGGGAUCACAGAAAGAUUUGGAGUUUUCUACUCUCCUGCCAAGUCUAGAGUCAAACAACACAACCAUCCACCCUCAAUACAAUCUCUAAACCGGGAUUAUUGACGUGUUAAUGGUCACCUCCCAAGAUAAAUUGACUUCGGCUUGUUGAUCUUGCUGGGCAGUCUGGCCUUGCUACAAAAGCGGCGACACUAUAGAGCAGGGGUCCUGCCACUUUGGAGGGGUGUACCGGGGAGUGGCGGCGGACUGUUUACCUGGCCAACACUGCAGCAACCGCGAUAAGAAAGCUUAUCGGCCAAUGAGUUCGCGUUGAUGCAGGCGGCAAUGAAACACCUUCCAUGACUCCAAACAAAACACGCCAAAAGCUCUUUACGCGGUCGGGACGCGCCUCAGAGUGCUAACGCGGGGGACUCAAGACACACCACAAUCAACAUGAUGCAGCAAUCGCAGCUGGACCCCCUGCCUAAUGACCUGCCCUUCCGGGUCAUUUCAAAGACAAUUGGGCGAGGGGCUUAUGCAUCAAUCAAGAAAGCCGUCCCUCUGGAUGCAAACACACCCGUCUUCGCUGUCAAAUUCAUCCAUAAGGGUUACGCCGUCAAGCAUGGCCGCGUCUCGGCGAAGCAGCUCCUCAUGGAGGUAUCGCUCCAUUCACAUGUCGGCCAGCACCCCAACAUCAUUGAAUGGUUCGCCUCGGGAGAAGACACCAAUUGGCGAUGGAUUGCCAUGGAGUUUGCCGAUGGAGGUGACCUCUUUGACAAAAUUGAGGCAGACGUGGGCGUUCACGAGAACAUUGCUCACCUCUACUUCCUGCAGCUCAUCAGCGGCGUGAGCUUCAUCCACUCAAAGGGCGUCGCGCAUCGGGAUUUGAAGCCCGAAAACAUUUUGCUAUCCGAGACGGGAAGUCUGAAGCUCGCCGACUUUGGCAUGUCAACCAUGUUCGAGUACAAGGGUCAACGCAAGACGAGUUCCACCCUUUGCGGCAGUCCGCCAUACAUCGCCCCUGAGAUCCUUGCCUGCAGCAAGGCGGAGAAGAAGGCAUCCCCGGACGCGGUCAAGUACUCGCCAGACCUCGUUGACAUCUGGUCAUGCGGCGUCAUCCUCUUCGUACUCCUGGUUGGAAACACACCUUGGGAUGAGCCGUCAAAAGGCAGCUGGGAGUACCAGGAGUACGUGCGAACGAAUGGCCGCAGCACAGAUGCGCUUUGGGGGAGGAUACCGUCAGAUACCUUAUCACUGCUUCGAGGCAUGAUGAAUAUUGACCCGAGUAAACGCUUCUCUUUUCGACAGAUUCGACAACACCCAUGGUACACCAGACAAAACCCGCACCUAACAUCGGACGGCAAGAUUUCCGACCCAAUCAAUCUGGCCACGCAGAUGCUGGAGAGUCUCAAGAUCGAUUUCAACCAGCUGCCCACAGCCUCCCAGGGCAAUCCAUCCAGUAGUGAUCCCAUGGAUAUCGACAGCGCCGGCAAAGUGUCCUUCACUCAGCCCGAAACACCCAUCAAUGACGUCGCAUGGGACUGGGAGCGCCCCGCUCUCAAGGUCAUGAACCCCAUUGCGGUCUCCUCCACACAACCUCUGACCCGAAGCGUGAGCGGCGUCGCCAACCGACGCUUGUUUAUGGAGUCACUUGCAGAAGAGCCUUCCAUCAGCCAGUUCUCACAGACCCCCGGCGUCCCGCUGACCCUCACUCAAGCGGCUCGUCGCUUCCGUGAUAUCGUGCCGUUCGAGUCCCUUACGCGCUUCUUCUCCCACGUGCCGCCCCAGCUCAUCGUGCAGAUGCUUAGCGACGCCCUACACCAGCUCAACGUCCCGCUGCCGCCCGUCACGGCGAACCUGUACUCAGACCACAUCGUCAUCAUCAAGAUUAAGACGCUGGACGCGCGUCGACAGUCGCUGCACGGCGAGAUCCACGUCGACAGGCACCGGCUGCCCGAGGAGCAGGAGCUGUUGGACAUUCGGUUCGUCAAGAUCAAGGGAGACCCCCUGGAAUGGCGUCGUUUCUUCAAGAAGAUUGUCGUCCUCUGCAAGGAUGGCGUGUACGUCCCGGAUGCAUAGGAAGGAUGCCGGCUUGUUGUUGUUGUUGUUGUUGUUGUUGUAUUUAACGCCGUGGCGGCCGGGCUAGAGCCCUUACCGCAGACCUCCCGAAGGGUAUAU